This is a messenger RNA of Acanthopagrus latus (yellowfin seabream), 5210 nucleotides long. RefSeq names its product guanylate cyclase 2F, retinal (gene gucy2f). The record is from RefSeq and is a predicted model, not a curated record. Lineage: Eukaryota; Metazoa; Chordata; Actinopteri; Spariformes; Sparidae. The coding region runs from base 160 to 3474 and encodes 1104 amino acids. Gene Ontology annotation, molecular function: peptide receptor activity; guanylate cyclase activity; protein kinase activity. Gene Ontology annotation, biological process: cGMP biosynthetic process; receptor guanylyl cyclase signaling pathway; intracellular signal transduction. The transcript is spliced from 19 exons.
UAGGUGACGGAUUCGUGCGGAUAAAGCAGAUCCGAGAGGAGAGGACACCUGUGCAAUCGUCUCAUCGGAUCCGGACGCCGUCCUGAUGGAGUCAGACAAACGGUGGUCUCGCUGACAGUGGACACAGAGAUUCGCCACCUUGGAUACCCCUGAAGGACAAUGCAACAUUUUCCUCCAAGCUUCAGAGGGGCGCUAUGGGAGUCCAACCAUCCGUGUGUGCCCAUCAUUAAAAGCAGACCAACUUUGACGACGCCGCCCUUUCAUAACUUUCUGUUAUGGGUGCUGCUCGGGGUGCUGACGUUCCCCUGCUGUGUGCGCUGCCUGAUAUUCAAAGUCGGGGUCCUGGGGCCCUGGAACUGCGACCCCGUCUACUACAGGGCCCUGCCCGCCGCGGCAGCCAGGCUCGCCGUGAGCAGGAUAAACGGAGACCUGAGUCUGGACCUGGGUCUCAAAAUGGACUUCAUCAUCCUCCAGGAGCCGUGCGAAACCUCCAAAGCCCUCACCGCGUUCAUCUACUACGAGAAGACGGCGGACGCGUUCGUGGGCCCCACCAACCCGGGGUACUGCGUCGCCGCCUCCCUGCUGGCCAAGAACUGGGAGAAGGCCGUCUUCUCCUACGGCUGCGUCAACUACGAGCUGGACCGGGUCAUAGGUUACCCCACCUUCGCCAGGACCGUGCCGUUCCCCGCCGACGUGCUGUUCGCCGUGCUGAAGCACUUCAGGUGGGCCAACGUCGUGGUGGUCUCCUCCAAUGAGGACAUCUGGAGGGACACCGCGGGGAGGGUGGCCACCGCCCUGAGGAACAAGGGGCUCCCGGUGGGCCUGGUCACGUCCAUCGGUAUCAAUGACACGGAGGUGGAGAGCACGCUGAUGAGGAUCCAGGCUGCGGGGGAGGUCAGGGUCAUCAUCAUGUGCAUGCACUCCAUCCUGGUCGGAGGCGAGCAGCAGGCUACUUUUCUCCUAAAAGCGCAGAAAAUGGGCCUGACCUCGGGGAAGUACGUGUUUGUGCCCUACGACACCCUCCACUACAGCGUGCCCUACACCAACGUGUCCUACCUCCCCCUGCUGAACAACAGCAGGCUGAGGCAGGCCUACGAUGCUGUGCUCACCAUCACCGUGGCCUCGGAGCCUCUGUCCUUCAACGAGGCGUUCGCUGCCGCCCAGAGGAGCGAGGAAGUGACGUUAGCCGUGCAGCCAGAGCGGGUUAAUCCUCUCUUUGGGACCAUCUAUAACAGCAUCUACCUGCUGGCCAAGUCCAUCCACAAUGCCAGGAGGGCAGGCAUGCAGCUGUCAGGCUCAAACCUGGCCUACUUCACCAAGAACUCCACCUUCACCGGCUUCAACCAGAAGGUUUGGGUGGACACCCGUGGGGAGGUUAAGACCAACUACGUCGUCCUGGACACUGACAACAGGGGGAGCCAGCUGUACCAGACCUAUCUGGUGGAUGUAACGGCCGGAGUGCUUCGUUUUGCGGGGAGGUCCAUUAAUUUUCCAGGAGGGUCUCCUCCGCCGUCCGACUCCAGCUGCUGGUUUGAUAAGACCACCAUCUGUAAAGGAGGUGUGGAGGUCACCUACAUCAUAGUGGUGUUGGCUGUCAUCUUCAUUCUGGCUGUAGGAGGGCUCGCUAUAAGUCUUUAUAUCAGGAGGAGACUUCAACAAAUCCAGCUGGUCAAAGGGCCCAAUCGGAUCGUCCUGACCUUAGAGGAUCUCACGUUUAUCAAUCCUCAGCUUAGCAAAAAGAAAAUCACUUUGGAGGAUCUGAGUGAGUCUAAGAGCGCUAUCGAGGAGAAAUCUGCAGACCGCUCACAGUCCGUGAACAGCAUGCAGACGGCGACUCAUGAGACCACCAAUGUAGCUGUGUACGAGGGCGACUGGGUGUGGCUGAAGAAGUUUGAGGAGGGACACUUCAGGGAAGUGAGGCAGAGCACCACAAAGAUUUUCACAAAGAUGAAAGACCUGAGAAACGAGAACGUGAAUCCGUUCCUGGGCUUCUUCUCCGACUUCUCCAUGUUCGCGGUGGUGACGGAGCACUGCUCGCGGGGCAGCCUGCAGGACCUGCUGAGGAACGAGGACGUCAAGUUGGACUGGAUGUUCAAAUCCUCUCUCGUGCUUGACCUCAUCAAGGGUAUGAAAUACCUUCACCACAGAGAUUUCCCCCAUGGCAGACUAAAAUCUCGUAACUGUGUGGUGGACGGACGUUUUGUCCUCAAGAUUACUGACUAUGGCUUCAAUGAGCUGCUGGAGUCGCAGAAAGCUCCUAUAGAGGAACCUCCGCCCGAAGAUCUAUUUUGGACAGCUCCUGAGUUCUUAAGGGACCUCGCUAACUCACGUAAGGGAACCUACAAGGGAGACGUGUACAGCUUUUCUAUCAUCCUUCAAGAGGUGGUGGUCAGAGGGCCGCCGUACUGCAUGCUGGGUCUGCCACCCGAAGAGAUCAUCCGUAAGGUGAAGAAGCCUCCUCCAAUGUGUCGGCCCACCGUGGCCCCGGACCAGGCUCCUCUGGAGUGCAUCCAGCUGAUGAAGCAGUGCUGGAGCGAGCUGCCUGAGCGCAGGCCAGCGUUCGAUGAGAUCUUUGACAGGUUCAAGUUAAUCAACAAGGGAAAGAAGACGAACAUCAUCGACUCCAUGCUGAGGAUGUUGGAGCAGUACAGCUCCAACCUGGAGGACCUGAUCAGAGAGAGGACAGAGGAGCUGGAGGUGGAGAAACAGAGGACAGAAAAACUGCUGUCAGAGAUGCUCCCACCUUCUGUGGCUGAGGCCCUGAAGACCGGCGCCACAGUGGAGCCUGAGUACUUUGACCAGGUGACGAUCUACUUCAGCGACAUUGUGGGUUUCACUACCAUCUCAUCGCUCAGCGAUCCCAUCGAGGUGGUCGACCUUCUCAAUGACCUCUACUCUCUGUUUGACGCCGUGCUCAGUAACCACGACGUCUACAAGGUGGAGACCAUUGGUGACGCCUACAUGGUGGCAUCAGGUCUGCCGAAGAGAAACGGCAACAAGCACGCUGCAGAGAUCGCCAACAUGUCUCUGAACAUCCUCAGCGCAGUGGGAACCUUCCACAUGCAGCACAUGCCAGACGUGCCGGUCAGGAUACGAAUAGGAAUCCACUCAGGGCCCUGUGUUGCCGGGGUGGUGGGUCUGACUAUGCCUCGGUACUGCCUUUUUGGAGACACGGUCAACACUGCCUCCCGCAUGGAAUCCACUGGGCUGCCUUAUAGAAUCCAUGUAAAUAUGAGUACUGUGAAGAUCCUCCAUUCUCUCAACGAGGGUUAUAAGAUAGAAGUCAGAGGCAAGACAGAGCUGAAGGGUAAAGGAAUUGAAGAGACAUACUGGCUUGUGGGGAAAACGAACUUUACAAAACCUUUGCCAAAACCGCCAGAGAUCAAACCAGGGGACAACUGGCAGGAGAUGGUGACAGAGGAGAUCAAGACUCUUUUCCGCAAGGCCAACCGGCAGGUGGAUAAAAAGAUCUGAAGAGAAGGAAAGUUGUGAACAAAACAAAACAGGAGGAGCAGAGGAGAGGAGAGGAGGACACAUCCAGGGGAAGGGAAGGGACAAAGAUCUAGGAGGGGCAGGCAGGAGACAGAGAGCACCACCCAGCCUCUCACCGUGGCUUAAUGCAGACUUGUUUAAGAGGAUUGUCCAUCGGCUGGCUAAUCUGCCUGCAGCCAGCGCAGCAGAACACCGCGGUGCUAAUGUAAUGAGAGUUGUCACAUUACCUGCCCACGUAGCACGGGAAAGCUGCUCCGCUCCUUCAUGAAGGAUGAACCCAUUCACUCCUCUCCGCACUCACCGGCCACCGAGUGGUCACCUACUUCAGGGCAACCAGAGGCUCACCCACUGGAAGAUUGAACACCCCAAACGCCUAUUUCUAAAUGAAAUGUUUAUAUUUUCUGGUGAUCAUGUCUGUUUUUAGUUUGCCAUGAAAGCUCGAAAAUAGACUCAUGGAGCCGAGGCUGUCAUUUAGCUGUGGAUGAAUAUUAUAAUAAUAUUAUUAGCUCUCCAAAGUUGGAGGCAAAGGCUGCUACUGUAUAUGAUUAUCUGAAGAGAAAAGGAGAAAUUUGCCACUUUUAUUAUAUUAGAGCAGAAGUGAAGUAGGAGUCGACCAAGUCCAUUUAAGUCCAUUCAAAAAAAAAAUAUUUUUAAAGAUGUUCAACUGUCACCUUUUUAUUUAAAGAGUGAUAGUGCUUGGAGAGUGGUGGGAAUGCUAUGAAUGUAAAUGAAAAUAAUGUUUGUUUGGUUUUUUUCCUGUUAUAAUCAAUACAAUUUUAAGGUUUGAUUGUGAAACAUGUUGCUGUUUCCAAAGUGCUCCAUGAUUUUUUUAUCCACUGACACGUAUUGUUGUAACGCCAGGAGUCAAGGAGUCAGCAUCUAUAAUGAGUCAAAUGAGUCAAAAUUUAAAUGAUGUUGUUUGUGCUGCAUGUCAAAGUAUAAAUUACACUUCUGCAGUUUUCGCUGGCCUUCAAUAACAGACCUCAAGACAUUUUUACAUCAGGACAGUAAUUUGCGGUGGCCAUUUUUCAAUGUUUCAGCAUCAACUUGAAAUAUUGUUAGCUUGUCAUAUCACACGUUUACAACCUCUCUUUCCUGUUUGAAUAUGAGAACAAAACUGUUGAUGCUCAUACUGAAAUUUUGUAUUUCAUAAUUUGUAACACUUAUCGAAAUGUCCUCAAAAUUACAUUUCACUUUGUGACGUCAAAGUAACUGUAAUGUUAAACCAUGGUACUUUUAAAGAGGUUUCAAUCUCAAAUAUGUGAUGUGUCUGUUGGAUGCUUGCGAGCAACAUCUAGUGGUCAAAUAAGACGUGUUCAGGAGCAAUGAAUGGGUGUCGAGUCAGUGAGAACAAAUUCAAAAGCAACAUGCUACUGUGACAUGCUCACUGUCAUUUAUAGAAUGUCGUGUAGGUGUAAGGAGUGCACUAAAUUGAUGAUAAUGAUUUUGAAAGUGUUGUUUGAUAGAAGUGUCUGUAAAAGUAUUGUUUUGACAUAACCCCAAAUAUAAAGUCACCUCUCAACCGAACCAUAGCCGAUAAUGAUUGUAAUAAUUAUUAUUUUUUGAUAAAACUUGAAAAAAUGAAACCCCCCAUAUCUCAUCAUAAUAUUCAACGCACUAGAGGAGCAGCUUAAUUCAUGCUUGGUGUACAAAACAACAGCAGAGUCAGUCAGAAACAUGUACAUUGUGUAAUUUAUGUCUCUAUUUGUCUUGUAUAU